Molecule: messenger RNA, 967 nt
Organism: Girardinichthys multiradiatus
Lineage: Eukaryota; Metazoa; Chordata; Actinopteri; Cyprinodontiformes; Goodeidae
Gene: bola3
Product: bolA family member 3
Exons: 4
Coding region: 100-435 (111 amino acids)
Source: RefSeq, a predicted model, not a curated record
UUAAAGAAGAAGAAACAAUCCGUCAUUUUCCGGGGACAUGACUUACUGACUGGUGUGGGGUUAUCUCAAAGUCUCAAAAGUGACUAUUCUUUAUGCACAAUGUUGGCCUGUACGCGUCUCUGCAGCCGCACUAUAUUCAGCGCUUUUCGCACCAGCCCGGUAGCUGCUGUCGGUCAGCUGCAGAGAGGCUUGUCGACACAAACAGACGGAGAGGAGCGCAUCGCAAGCAUACUGAAGGAGAAGUUCCCUCUGGCCUCCAAGCUCAAAGUGGUGGAUAUAUCAGGUGGCUGUGGGGCCAUGUAUGAGGUCCAUAUAGAAUCCAGUGAGUUCAAAGGAAAAAGAACCAUUCAGCAGCACCAGCUAGUCAACCAAGCCCUGAAGGAGGAGAUCCAAGGCAUGCAUGGCCUACGAAUAUUCACCGAUAUCCCAAAAUAGUAAAAAAGAAAGAAAUGACCUUCCACUCCUGGUUCACAACGCGUUUUGCUUUGUCACCUAAUAAGACCCUGCAGACUCAUGAAGCAGCAAAUGUCUUUAAACCAAACAGUUAAAGUGUCAUCAGCAGAGAUGUAGUUACAACACGUUCACGGAGUAAAAUGUGAAAUACAUGAACAGUAAGAUAGUACUAAGGUUGUUUUUUUGUUUUUUGUUAAAGAAUGUGAUAUAUUGUACUUGAGAUUUAAAAAGAGUGACGGCUGUAAUACGCACAAAAUGACUUGGAAAAUGUUAGGUCAUGAUCAUCAUUGUUGAGGGUCCCUCAAGGUUGUCAGUGAUGCUAGUGUUAGUCAUCAUGAGUACCUGAAAUCAACUACAAACCCUUGCUUUAAAAUAGUUUUCCUGCAAUGUGAUCACAAUGUAUGUACAGUUCCAAUAAAGCUGAUUUAUUUUAAAAUGUUUUAUAACAAUGGGUUGUCCACAAACCUUGUGCUUAUGUUCCAAAUGGAAGUUGUAAUAAAAAGCAACAGCUUUA